AAUCGCAGAGCCUUCGCCGUAGUAGGAUUACGAUCCGAAUGCCAAAUGGCGCAGUGCGCCUGAGCGAGAAAGAGAGGAAGUAGCGGCUGAAGCAGGUCCGCACCUUUUCCGGUAACACCGACAGCAGCAGUAGCAGCAGCACGACCGGGGCUGAAAGAAAGAGGGACCGGAGAGGAAAGAGGGGACAGAACCGACCCGGGGUGCGAGAGAGGGGGGCUGUUAUAUGAGGGACAGAAGAGGGGAAACUCGGGAUGAAUCGCUGACCUUUGGAGUUUUUUGGAACUGAACUGAUGAUCUGAAGUGUGUCGGAAGGGAAUGAGCGCGAGCGAGCGGCGACCCGACAGUCGGUACACAAGAAGGAAGUCAGAUAGGAGAGGCCUGUGACAGAUCUAUACUUUUUUAUGCAUUUUGAGGUCUAUGCACCCUACUGCAUUAGAGUAAUUCUUUUUUAAAAAAAAAAAAGCAAACAAAGUUUAGACUUGAUGCACGCAUUAUUUCUGUGACCGAACGCAAAGCUGCAGGACCAAAAACACACUUUCCUCCUCUUGCAACCAACAUACUAUAUGCACAGCCAACAAAAUGGGGAAGAUGCUUUCGAAGAUCUUUGGCAGCAAGGAGAUGAGAAUAUUGAUGCUUGGACUUGAUGCUGCCGGAAAGACGACAAUCCUUUACAAACUCAAACUGGGACAGUCGGUCACGACCAUCCCGACGGUGGGCUUCAACGUGGAAACCGUCACCUACAAGAACGUCAAGUUCAACGUCUGGGACGUCGGCGGUCAGGACAAGAUCCGGCCCCUGUGGCGGCACUAUUACACCGGCACCCAAGGACUCAUCUUCGUAGUGGACUGUGCGGAUCGAGAUCGGAUCGACGAGGCCAGACAGGAGCUGCAUCGCAUCAUCAACGACCGCGAGAUGCGGGACGCCAUCAUCCUGAUCUUCGCCAACAAGCAAGACCUGCCGGACGCCAUGAAACCGCACGAGAUCCAGGAGAAGCUCGGCCUGACCCGGAUCAGAGAUCGCAAUUGGUACGUUCAGCCGUCCUGCGCUACGACGGGCGACGGACUCUACGAAGGGCUCACCUGGCUCACGUCGAAUUACAAAUCCUAAUGCGGGCGAAGACUAGAAGCAAUUAACCAAUAACUAUUUUGAUUUCGUCUACUUUUCUUUCGUACGUCCAUUCUUUGCUUUCAGCACUCUGUAUAGUCCUUCUGUUACGUUUGAAUCUCCGUAAAGUAUUACUUUCAGAAGCUGUGGGAAGGGUUUUUUGUCUGAAGAUCCAGUUGUUAUAGUCCAAAAAUGGCAGCUUGUUUGUUUACCUCUGUGCCAUCGCGUAUAUCGAAUGUAUGGAGAAUAGCUGCAGUGCAGAGCAUUCAAAUAAACACACAAAACCAAGCAGAAAGAAUUUGUUUUCCAUGAAGAAACUGAGCGUUUGAUUACAUUUACAUGUUUAAAUCCAGGAGAUUUAUGGGUAAUGAAAACAACUUUAGCUUCUUGAGUGUUUCUGAACUAAUCCAUUAUAACCCGUGUUUGUCCAGGUUCUGGUACCGUAAACUGCACAAAUCACCCCAAGCCUCUUUUGUCUCCUGCUAAAUUAAUGCUUUGUUUUAUUAUUUUGACAUAUAUGAUAUGCUGAAGAAAUAAUAAAAUCUAUCUAUAUAUAUCUAUACAUA
Molecule: messenger RNA, 1670 nt
Organism: Ctenopharyngodon idella (grass carp)
Lineage: Eukaryota; Metazoa; Chordata; Actinopteri; Cypriniformes; Xenocyprididae
Gene: arf6a
Product: ADP-ribosylation factor 6a
Exons: 2
Coding region: 580-1107 (175 amino acids)
Biological process (GO): vesicle-mediated transport; intracellular protein transport
Cellular component (GO): cytoplasm
Molecular function (GO): GTPase activity; GTP binding
Source: RefSeq, a predicted model, not a curated record